This is a messenger RNA of Pieris brassicae (large cabbage white), 5002 nucleotides long. RefSeq names its product protein Skeletor, isoforms B/C (gene Skeletor). NCBI's taxonomy places the organism in Eukaryota, Metazoa, Arthropoda, Insecta, Lepidoptera, Pieridae. Bases 420 to 4793 code for a protein of 1457 amino acids. The record is from RefSeq and is a predicted model, not a curated record. The transcript has 17 exons.
CUGAUACCUUAAAUAAUUAAACCAGAACUUAACAUGUUUUUCUAUUCAAGUAUUAUUUACAAAAAGGUCACUUCCGGUUCCUCGUAGUAAGCACAACUUGAUCUGUCACUCGCAGUAAGAAAUAAACAGGUCUGUAAAGCACAAAUUCGGCCCCACAUGGAAUACUGUUCUCACCUCUGGGCGGCCGGCCGGCGGCUGACCGUAUUCAACGAAGAGCGUGUUCAGAGGAGUCGUUCGGAUUAACACCUUACAAUCGAGUACAGUCAGGGCUCAUAGCUUACUUUCGAGAGAGCGGUCCCACGGUCGGAUGAUGGCUGAUGUCUUACUCAACACGGCAGCUGUUGCCAGUGACUUUGCGCGCGCGCACGCCUUCGGUGCGCUUAUUCGUGCAAUACAAAUAGUGCGCGUAGUGAGACGAGAUGCUGGGUUUAGCGGCGUUCACGUUGCUACUGGCAUUUGGACUGGGCGAGUGUCUCCAGUAUGGAUCAGAAGUCGGUGCUCUAUCUGAGCUUCAACACGGCGUGCGCGGAAAACUUUACGCCGUAGACUCACGCACAGUUUACCUCAAGGACUUCAACUAUGACGGUGUUGGACCAGCGGCGUAUUUCUAUGUUGGGACAAGCAAGACCCCAAGCGCACGAGGUGCUGUAAGACUACGGGACGAGCGUGGCGGCGCUGGUCCUCUACGAAAGUACCGAGGAGAGAGUAUUACUUUAUCAUUGCCGGAUGGUUCCACCCUUAAGGACUACGCCUGGUUUUCAGUUUGGUGCGAUGACUAUUCCGUGAACUUUGGUUCGGUGGAGAUACCCAAGAGUUUGGAGUACCCCAAACCAGCAAAGGUUGGGGCACUACGUGGAGUACAUGGCGUGUCAUCGGACCCCAUAGUUGUGGUGGAUGCGCAGACCCUACUCAUUCCUAAUUUCUCUUAUGAUGGCGAAGCGCCCGAUGCAAAGUUCUGGGUAGGACGUGGCGACAAGCCAUCUCCGGAGGGGAUCCGAAUUCCAGACGAAAAUGGGAAAGAGACGCCACUUCGAAAAUAUGACAAGAAGACCAUUGUGUUAACGUUACCAGGGGAGCUGACUGUAUUUGACAUCGGACACUUUGCGAUCUGGUGCGAGGCUUUUACUGUAAACUUUGCCCACGUGACCCUGCCGCGUGCCGUCCUUUCCAACGUCCCGCCUAGCCUGAAGAUGCUUGGUGUAUCACCACAGUCAAAGCUGAACUGUGAAGUAUUAUAUGAUGACCUGGCAUUCGAAGUGAGGUGGGCGGUCGCUGGGGACAGUGUCGUCAUACAACUCGUCGCUAAACUAGAGGACGGUGAAUACAUGUCGUUCGGUAUUUCGGGCCAUCCAGAAAAGUCCCAAAUGAUUGGCGGCGAUGUUGGUGUGACUUGGAUCGACAAGGAAACGCUAAAGGGCUAUGCUGACGAUUACUUCCUCGAGGCCAAGAGCCAAUGCGCUGGUAGACACGGAUCUUGUCCAGAUGUAGUAUUUGAACCACACACAGGCUCCAUCCGUCUUCUGAAUGCGGCACUAGUCAACGGGUACUCGAUAGUGACAUACCAGCGACCUCUACGGGCUUCCGAUAAACUAGACUUGCCUAUAUUUACAAACGCCUCGCAACCGAUUAUCUGGGCUAUUGGACCAAUCAACUCGAAGGGCCAGGUUUCCUACCAUCAAUACUUUACUAAGGGCGACAAGUUUUUGGAGUUCGGUCGAGCUCCCUUAUGGAACUGUCCAAUGCCAGAAGGGGAAGAAGACGGUUCACCCCAGCUUGCUUCACCUACCACUAGGCUCCAGGAGCCUGACCGGGAAACCAGCUCUCAGGCUGUCAUCAAGCCAAAUCCAGUUCCUCCUCCUGCGUCAGUAGCCAAGUCUGUCCCCUGGGAAAUCCCCGGAAUAGAAUGCUAUGAACCACCAGAUGGUGUUUUUUACGCUCAAAUGGGACCUACAGGUGGCAAACAGGGGUACUCCGCUAUUACGGGCCAUGUCGGAUGGGGUAUAUCGUGGUACAUUAACGGUCUACUGAUACCAGAACUGACUCUUGUGAGAGGCAAAAAGUAUACUUUUGUUGUGGAGGGAGGCUCUAACUCAGCCGAGCCGGCGCGCUUUCAUCCAUUUUACAUCACCAAUGACCCUGUCGGAGGGUAUUUCCACAAAAACGACGCGGAGAAGAAGGGCGUUGAAAUAUAUGCGGGAGUACGUCGCACGCGCAGCGGUGAUCUAAUACCUACCGGCGUGGGUCGCCUUUGCAACUGGACCCCGGAUUCAGAAGGUCCUAGUGCCGAUGAGUAUCCCAGUUUCGGGGCCUACCAGCGGUCUCUUACACUUGUUUGUGAAGAAGGAAACCCGGGUGUAGUCACUUGGAUCCCAGACAAGAGUACACCGGAUACUGUAUACUAUCAGUGUUUCACACACAGACAUCUUGGUUGGAAAAUAAAUAUUGUUGAUGAGUGUGAUGCCACUGAAGCUGAGGAGAGUCGGGUUGUAGAGAGCGUAGCGCUGCCAACAGAUCUGCUUAGUGAAGAGUCGAUACAGGUACAGAGUCGCAUAAAACCGGAUUCUAGCUUUUUUGAUCAUCGCAAGAAAUUCGAAAAAAUAAUCAAUACGAAACAAAAUUAUAACGAUUUCAGUAGUAAAAAUGGUGAAGGCGGUCUCAAAGGAGAAAUUUACCCUGAACCUGAUAGAAAAUUAUAUACAAACGGACACGAGUAUGAAUUGCCAAUAUCUCAUGGACAAAUUAAAGAUGUUAUAGAAGCAGUGGAGAGUUUAGAAGAAACAAUGAAUGGCGAUCUCCAGAAAAACUCCACUAAUCCACUAACCCCACAACAAUAUCAAGUAUAUGAAGAUGUUAAGGAAAGCUUUGCUUCAGAAUUACCGAUAAGAGGUGAUGAGUAUGUCAUUGAAACCAGCAAAGUCCCUGAAACUUUUAUGUUGCCUCCGAACCAAAAACCGCAAACACUUCAUGCUGUUAUGCGACCAAACUUACAAAACAAACCAAUGGGAAAUAUGCGACCACCAUAUAGGCGUCCCGCUCCACCUGAAAUUAAACUACGUAGGCCUUAUCCCGCCUACCCAAAAAGCAAUACAGGUUAUCCGUUACCAAUGCCAAAUCCACAUAUAUCUCAUGGAGUUCCCAAAAAACCAAACAAGUACCCUAAUACCAGACCACCAAUGAAUGGAAAUAGACAGACACAAAUGCCGAAUAUUCCUCCAAUGAAAGCCAUGCCACCGCUUCACCCACAUAAGGCUUUCUUUCAACAGGGGCCGAAACCUGCACAAAAACCGACAAAUAACUUAGCACAGUCGGUUAUAAUGGGCAAACCUAGCCACAAUGUGCCCGUGCCAUCUCAAAGUCAAACUUUAAGCUUAGGCCGCACAGACAUAAUAGCAAAUCAAGUUGUUAAAAGUCAGAUAACAUUGCCUGGCUCAUCUAAUGACGCAGUACCACAGCAGAGCACACAACAAACAUAUUUCACGAAACCCGGACAAAUAAUACUUGGUAAGCCUAUGGACCACCCGAUGUCACUGGACCAACAUAUUGCAUUAAUAACCCAGCAAAACGGGCCUCCUUCAACCCUUGAACCUGAAUAUCACCAACCAACUGUAACUCAAGUUAAAGUUGUAGAACAACCACAUUCUUCACAACAUGAUGUUAAAUCUUCUGAUUUCAUUGGUCAAUCUACAGACACAUCUUUCCCUCCUGCCCUAAAUACUGGAUUCAAACCCGAUUCCAUAGUAAUUGAAAGUGGUUUCAAACCCAUAAUAAGGGAACCUCUAAUGGCAAGCGAAGAUAAAAUUGCAGAAUAUGAAGGCAAUGCUAAUAGACGUGAAGAUACUGACGUUGAAGAAGACUAUGAAGAAUCACCACAAUACAUCAACACCAACCAUGCAUAUCCGAGCGACAAAAUGACAGAAACUUUUGAACCCAUGUUCAUUCCAUCUCCUCCGGAUCAUCUACUCUCAACUAACGAUAAAACAAAAGAAAUAUUUCCAAAAAAUCACGCCAAAGAAGAUAGGCCACAUCCAGUUUAUGUGAAGACAGAGUCUGAACUAAAUGCUUUAUUCAGUAAAAAAAAUAUAGAAAAAGAAGUUGGAUCUGAUUUAAUAAUGGAGUCAGAUAGAAUCAGACCAAGUUAUUUACCACCAGAUCCUAAAAUACCAAAGGAACACUCACAAAAGCUAUCUAAUGAUCAAACGUUUACAACAUAUGAUGGAAAAACAGUUUCCGCAGAUACUUUAACUAGUAUACCAGAUGUUAAUAAAACCCCCGUGAAACUUUUUUCAGCAAAAUUACCAGCCAAUACAGAAUUGCUGUUAAAAACACCACAGUUUGGCCCAUUUUUGGGUGAAAUACCGCCACAAGUAAUGGAACAUAUAAGAAGAGACGGAGCAAGUGCACCAAUAUCCAGUUUCAAGGAUACUCGGACAACUCAUUUAAAGUUGGUAAAUCCUUCUCAUAAACUUGAAGACUUGGAAGCAGAAGGAAGUGAAAUAAAAGAAAAAACUAUAAAAAGUAACUCAGAUAAAAACAACGAAGAUGAAGAUUUGGAAGAGUACGAGGAAGAUUUAGACACCGAUGAACAAUCGCGAACAAAACGUGACACUAAAACUGCACAGUUUGAGAGAAAUGAACUAGAAGAACAGAGGCAAGUUACUGAAAAAUUAAAUAACAAUAAAAUGAAUCAGAUGGAGUUUGAGGAGCAAUCGACGCAGGCUAACGGCUCCGAAACUAAGACUACGAGUUCAAUUGUGCAACUUAUUCUUUUAAUAUUAUGGUAUAAGGUGUGCUAAGAAAUAAGGGAGUUAUUUAUUUAUUGGUUUAAAUUAUUGGCUUGCCAUCAAAUGCAUUUCGUAUGUAGGCUGUGUCGCCACCAACUCUUCAGGUCCCUGACUUCUAUUACUCGAUUACCAGCUUUCGCGUAAUGCAAUUUAAUACUCUGUUAGUUUUAAAGAUGUUGUAAAUAUAUUUCUUUUAUUAAUUUUAAUAAAUUUAGAAUUAA